GAAGCCUCUACCGUUGACUUAGCGAAAGAAAACUUCAUAGUAGCUCGACAAGUUUUCUUCCGAGAGUAUUGGACAAAACGCUACUUUUUGUGUUAUGUAACGGUAAUUUUUUUUUUUUUAUCUUCCGACGUGACCGGGUGACACAGCUAGUUUGGGCCUGUCCAGUUAACGUUGGGCUAGUUGGGAGGUAACGUCGUUAACGUUACACCAAACUGUACAAUGCAUACCGCCGGUAUGCUAGCGUCAAACGGAUCAAUAAUGGACUUGGACUCGGAGUUGGUGAAAAUAAAAGCACACUACCGUGGGGACAUGUUAAUCGUAGACUUGGCAGCCACGGUAAACUUUGUGGAGUUGCGUGAAGAGGUGAGAAAGAUGUGCAGCGUUGCCAAGCAGCAGCCCAUCACGCUCAAAUGGAUCGAUGAUGAAGGGGACCCUUGUACCAUCUCGUCCCAGAUGGAGCUGGAGGAGGCUUUUCGUAUUUACAAUCGAACCAAGAGGUCUGGACUACUACUGCAUGUCUUCCCCAGUAUCCCGGAGCGGCCUGGCAUGCCCUGCCCUGGAGAGGACAAAUCGAUCUAUCGCCGCGGGGCCAGAAGAUGGAGGAAACUCUACCGAGUCAACGGACACCUCUUCCAGGCCAAGCGCUUUAACAGGAAAGCCUACUGUGGCCACUGUAGUGAAAGGAUAUGGGGGCUGGGCAGGCAGGGCUACAAGUGUAUCAACUGCAAACUGCUGGUCCAUAAGCGCUGUCACAGACUCAUCCCUCAGACCUGCCAAAGGCUUAUGGAUCCAGUCAUGCCAUCACAGGAGCCCCCUUCAGAUGCCAAGAGUGAAGAAGUGGACCUUCCACCAGAUGACACAGAGGACACCGACGGAAUAUCUUUUUUACCACACAACUGUUCCUUGGAUAAAACAGAAGACGCAGAGACAGAGGACAUUAAAGCAGUGGUGGAUGGCAUCGACGGCAUUAAGCUGUCCCAGGACAUGGCUCUGGGCCUGGGGGACUUUGACCUGAUCCGAGUGAUCGGGCGCGGCAGCUACGCCAAGGUGCUGCUGGUUCGGCUAAAGAAGAACAAGCAGGUGUACGCCAUGAAGGUGGUGAAGAAGGAGCUGGUCCAUGACGAUGAGGAUAUCGACUGGGUGCAGACAGAGAAGCAUGUGUUUGAGCAGGCGUCCACCAAUCCAUUCUUAGUAGGCCUCCACUCCUGUUUCCAGACAGAAAGUCGGUUAUUUCUGGUGAUUGAAUAUGUUAACGGCGGGGACUUGAUGUUUCAUAUGCAACGACAAAGGAAGCUCCCUGAAGAACAUGCAAGAUUUUAUGCUGCUGAAAUCUGUAUCGCUCUGAACUUCCUGCAUGAAAAGGGCAUCAUCUACCGAGAUCUGAAGCUGGACAACGUUCUCCUGGAUCACGAGGGACACAUCAAGCUCACAGACUACGGCAUGUGCAAGGAGGGGAUCAGACCAGGUGACACCACGAGUACCUUCUGUGGAACGCCCAACUACAUUGCACCUGAGAUCCUCCGAGGAGAGGACUACGGCUUCAGUGUGGACUGGUGGGCUCUGGGCGUGCUGAUGUUUGAGAUGAUGGCUGGGCGGUCACCGUUUGACAUUAUCACCGACAAUCCUGACAUGAACACAGAGGAGUACCUUUUUCAAGUUAUUCUUGAGAAGCCCAUUCGCAUCCCAAGGUCUCUGUCAGUGAAAGCUGCCAGCGUGCUCAAAGGCUUUCUAAACAAGGAUCCCAAGGAGCGGCUGGGUUGCCAGGUCCAGACGGGCUUCACAGAUAUCAAGGCACACACAUUUUUCCGCAAUAUAGACUGGGACCAGCUGGACAAGAAAGAGAUGACACCGCCCUUCAAACCUCAAAUCACUGAUGACUACGGCCUCGAAAACUUUGACACGCAGUUUACUAAUGAACCAGUGCAGCUAACACCAGAUGAUGAGGACGUCAUCAAGAGAAUAGACCAGUCAGAGUUCGAGGGAUUUGAAUACAUCAACCCCCUGCUGCUAUCCACUGAGGAGUCUGUAUGAAGGGGAGACCAGCUUCCUCCUUUCGCCCACCUACUGUCUGUCCAAGCUGCCGUCUCAGCCAAAAAAACACUCGCAGGCCAACUCUGAAAGGCGAAGAGGGGGAAGAGUAAAGGGAGGACCCACUCACCCUCUGGACCUUUUUCAACACGGCAAAGCAAACUGGAGAACGGGAACGUUUCCUGCCUGGACCAUUCAGAUAGUUUUGUUGGAAUACCAAACUCUUCUUUUCUUGGCAUCAAGGAAAACAAAGACACUGGACUUCAAGAACAUUCCCUGACGUUAUGUUGCCUUCCCCUUUUCUUUUCUUUUCCCCCCUCCUUUGGCUUCAUUCCGUUCUCCUCUCUGAAUGUCCAUCCUCGUGUCAAAGCACGGUCGGCUUUGUGAUUUGAACGGAGAGCGGUUUCAUUCUGUGCCUGCCAUCACAAACGCAUUUCAACCCGUCUCACAUCCCUGGAUAAAUAUGACAGUUCUGCUGAAGAACUUGAAAUUUUAGAUGCACUUUUUAUUUUGUUAUUUUUUUUUUUUUUAU
Molecule: messenger RNA, 2560 nt
Organism: Perca flavescens (yellow perch)
Lineage: Eukaryota; Metazoa; Chordata; Actinopteri; Perciformes; Percidae
Gene: prkcz
Product: protein kinase C, zeta
Exons: 18
Coding region: 220-2031 (603 amino acids)
Biological process (GO): establishment or maintenance of cell polarity; protein phosphorylation
Molecular function (GO): ATP binding; protein serine/threonine kinase activity; protein binding
Source: RefSeq, a predicted model, not a curated record